AUGGCAAGCGCUCGCCCUAUCCUCCGGUCCGAUCCGUUCAUUCGGGAGGAUCCGACUACGUCGCGCUAUAAUCAGAGAAUCCCCAAGGAAGUUUGGGAAGAAAUAAAGCCUAGAUUGUUGAUGCUCUUCAAUCGAGGCAUCCCCGCUUCUGAUAUUCUGCGAGAACUUGAGUCGAUCGACGUUCACGUCACGCGGAGCCAGCUGGCGACACAGAUGAGAAAAUGGGGAUUCCACAAGCAUAGCAGAGAACCACUUCAGCAGCCAAUACUUGAGUCACAAGAUACCUCCACAUCCAAUGAUCCAUAUUCGGAGGAACUACUUUGCAAUGCGAGGACGGCGGCAAGGCUAUCACAUGCACUGCGGCAGUAUCAGGAUAUAGAUUCAGAUUUCCCGUCUGUCAUGAUUGACACCGAAUUGGAAAUGCUGUCUAUCGAAAGAGGAGGUCCUCAAUUUUCGGACUGCACUGACUUGGCUCUCGUAUCUGGACUAAAUUUGGAUGACCCUUCUGUCGAGACUUACGAGAAUGCAACAGUUUACCGCAGCCAAUCACAUGGACCGCCACUCAAGCUGGGAGCUGUAGCACUCGCAAAAGGAGAGGCCACUUUGAGUCCGCAGAAUGUCAGCGCCUCUGCCGACAUACCCCAGCAAUCAGACAAUCUUAGAGGGAUGUUACAGACACAGAGGCGCCAUCUCAGCGCUCAUGACGCUAUUGAAGUUUUGUAUGGCCCGCCUAUCGCAAAGUCUUGUACAUCUUCAACAAGCUCUGGGUUCAUGUCGUUCAAAGAGAUAUCGACUAGGUUUCGAGAUACCGUAACAGCAUCCGCUCUUUCUCUCUAUUCGGUAUCAUCAGGGAAACGGUCCGAACGCAUGAAUUGGAGAUUUAGCACCGUGACGGGCCUUCCGUCGGAUUCCUCGGUGGCCAAUGGCACAGCAGGGGAUAACAUGAUUAUCGAUAUUAAAGAGCAGGUUGAAGAUAUGUAG
Molecule: messenger RNA, 981 nt
Organism: Rhinocladiella mackenziei CBS 650.93
Lineage: Eukaryota; Fungi; Ascomycota; Eurotiomycetes; Chaetothyriales; Herpotrichiellaceae
Exons: 1
Coding region: 1-981 (326 amino acids)
Source: RefSeq, a predicted model, not a curated record